GUCAUUCUGUUCUGUUCAGCAAAUCCAACUCCCAGUACUUACCAAAACACCAAUAUCAUAAGUCUCAAAGAAGAAAUAAUACAAAAUGCUCAAACAACUCCCCUGUACCCCCUCCGACGCCGACGCGCUCGCAACCCUCUACCUUCAAUGCUUCACUACGCCCGUGGACCAGCGUCUUUGGCCCAACACCCCCGAGAUCCACGCUUGGUGGGUAGCCAGCUUCACCCGAAAACUGACGGAGGGGCUUGAUAAGUACCACAUCCUGAAGGUCAUUGAUACGGAGAAAGAUGACGAGCUUGUCGGAUUCUUGGAGUGGAAGCUCCCUGCCCCCAUACAGCAAGAUCAUCCAGCGAACGGCGAUGAGAAUAAAGACUAUGCCGAGGGUAAAGACCCCGAAACUCAAGAACUCCUCGCCACGUAUCCAUCUCACGUCGGUGAUAUUGAGCUUCUCAAGGAAACAUUGGAGCAGUUCAGGACUAUGAUUGGGGGCAUUAUGGGGGAGAGGAGGUUUUAUUAUCUUAACAUGCUUGGCACGAAGCCCGAGUACCGACGACGAGGCGUCGCGUCGGGGAUGAUCGAGUGGGGAACAAGCCGCGCGGAUAAAGAGGGCCUCGAAACGUUCGUGGUUUCUGCUCCUGGGGCAAGGCCCGUGUAUUUGAAGCAUGGAUUUGAGCUUGCGAUAGAGGGAGAGGAUCUGGGGAAUUUUGUGCCUUGGUAUAUGGUUCGGAAGCCUACGGCUGAGGCAAAGAAAGAAAACAAGAGAGAGGUGGGAUAUGCGAAAUGGUUGUUGGGAGUCUCUGCUGUUCUUGGGGUUGGGGCUAUUAUCUACCAAAGGGUGUAUAGGAGGGCGUUGUAG
Aspergillus costaricaensis CBS 115574 is the source of this 856-nucleotide messenger RNA. Its product is annotated as GNAT family N-acetyltransferase. Lineage: Eukaryota; Fungi; Ascomycota; Eurotiomycetes; Eurotiales; Aspergillaceae. The coding region runs from base 86 to 856 and encodes 256 amino acids. The record is from RefSeq and is a predicted model, not a curated record. Gene Ontology annotation, molecular function: acyltransferase activity, transferring groups other than amino-acyl groups. The transcript is spliced from 2 exons.